Musa acuminata AAA Group (dessert banana) is the source of this 702-nucleotide messenger RNA. RefSeq names its product protein RALF-like 22. Lineage: Eukaryota; Viridiplantae; Streptophyta; Magnoliopsida; Zingiberales; Musaceae. The transcript has a single exon. Gene Ontology annotation, biological process: calcium-mediated signaling. Bases 151 to 552 code for a protein of 133 amino acids. Gene Ontology annotation, cellular component: plasmodesma. The record is from RefSeq and is a predicted model, not a curated record.
CCUCUCCAUAUCCCGAGCCCCACAUCCACCCCACCUUCCUCUCUCCCUUGGUCCCUUCUUCUGUGUCCUUUCUCCCUCCGUAGGAAGGGAAGGGACCCGCGGCCUCGCAACACCACCACCCCAAACACCGCUCUCGCGUCUCCGGCCCGCAUGGCUCUCCGCCUCCCCCUCCUCCUGCUCCUUCUGGCCGUAGCCUCCGUGGCCACGCCAUCGGCCGUCGCCACUGCCGAUCCCGAUGUCCAGUGGGGACUCGUCCGCGUCGACGGCGGAGACGCCGCGGGGCUCGGGGCCUCGGCUCCCACCUGCGACGGCCUCGUAGGGGAGUGCGUCGACGAGGACGACGAGCCCGACAUGGAACCGGAGGACGCCCGCCGCUUCCUGUACCGUGCCCACGGCCGACAGAGGUUCAUAAGCUACGGCGCGCUCUCCCGCGACCGCGUCCCCUGCAACCGCCGCGGCCAUUCCUACUACAACUGCAGGAGAAGCGGGCGGGCCAACCCUUACCGCCGCGGCUGCAGCGUCAUCACCAGGUGCGCCAGGUACCUCGACUGAGCCCUGCGACGAAGAAGGUGACAGCGAGACGUUCCUCCAUAUUAAUUACCGUCGCCAAUAUGUGAUGUUACCAUCAUAUUAUGUAACUACGUUCUCAUGCAUGUUAUACGCGAGUGCAAUGUCUUAAAUCUUUCCUUCGAGUUAUAAUUC